Cetraspora pellucida is the source of this 1387-nucleotide messenger RNA. The record is from the annotation of a GenBank genome assembly. NCBI's taxonomy places the organism in Eukaryota, Fungi, Glomeromycota, Glomeromycetes, Diversisporales, Gigasporaceae.
UGGAUACGAAUUUAAUCGAAAUCACGAUUGGGAUCACAAACUUGAAAGUGGAAACGAAUUUAAUCGAAAUCACGAUUGGGAUCACGACCUUGAAAGUGGAAACGAAUUUAAUCGAAAUCACGAUUGGGAUCACGACCUUGAAAGUGGAACCGAAUUUAGUCAAAAUGACGAUUGGGAUAACGAUCUUGAAAGCGGAAACGAGUUUAAUCGAAAUCACGAUCGGGACCACGAUCUUGAAAGUGGAACCGAAUUUAAUCGAAACCACGAUUGGGAACACAAGCUUGGAAGUGAAAACGAAUUUAAUCGAAAUCACGAUUGGGAUCACAAUCUUGAAAGUGGAAUCGGGUUUAAUCGAAAUCACGAUUGGGAUCACGAUCUUGAAAGUGAAUCCGAAUUUAGUCGAAACCACAAUUGGGAACACAGGCUUGGAAGUGAAAACGAAUUUAAUCGAAAUCACGAUUGGGAUCACGAUCUUAGAAAUGAAAACAAAUUUAAUCGAAAUCAUGAUUGGGAACACAAUAUUGAAAGUGAAAACGAAUUUAAUCGAAAUCACGAUUGGGACCACGAUCUUGAAAGUGAAAACGAAUUUAAUAGAAAUCACGAUUGGGACCACGAUCUUGAAAGUGGAAACGAAUUUAAUCGAAACCACCGGGAACACAGGCUUGGAAGUGGAAACGAAUUUAAUCGAAACCACGAUUGGGAUCAUAAUCUUGAAAGUGAAAACGAAUUUAAUCGAAAUCACGAUUUGGAUCACGACCUUGAAAGUGGAAAAGAAUUUAGUCAAAAUGACGAUUGGGAACACAAUCUUGAAAGUGGAAGCGAAUUUAGUCGAAAUCACGAUUGGGAACAUAAUCUUGAAAGUGGAAGCGAAUUUAGUCGAAAUCACGAUUGGGAACAUAAUCUUGAAAGUGGAAACGAAUUUAGUCGAAAUCACGAUUGGGAACACAAUCUUGAAAAUGGAAACGAAUUUAACCGAAAACAUGAUUGGGAUAACAACUUUGAAACUGGAUUUAACAGAAAACAUAAAUUUAAAAGUGGAAAAGGAUUAAGCCAUAAUAACUAUUGGGGCCAUAAUGGCGACUUGGAACAUGAAUUUGGAGAUGACGUUAACCGGGAGCAUAAAUCAGAAAAAGAGCACGGUAAUAAAUAUGAGUCUGAGAAAGAAAGCGAACGCAUUAAUGAACAUGGAAAAGAAUUUAAUAAUGGGUAUGAAGAAGAGAAUGAAUCUAGCAAAGAAAAUAAACUAGAGCAAGGACACGAAGAUGAAUUUGGAGACGGCUAUAAAGAAGGGUUUGACUAUAAACAUAACCGGAAACAUGAGUCAGAACAAGAAAACAAUUUUCAGCAUGAAUCUGAAAAAGAAAGCGAACAUGUUUGCAAAUGUUAA